AUUUUGUGCGGAUGAGUUAAUUUUGUUGUGGCCAAUUAAGUGAGUAAUGAUUUAAGAAUAUAUAGAUUAGAAAGUAUUCAAACUGUUAGUUGUCGAUUGAAAAACAGCAGAUGGAUUUUACAAAGCUUAAGUCCAAUUACUACUUUCUUGAUGAUAAAGCAUACACAGAAGAUGACCUGCUCGUAUAUAAUGUCACAGCUUAUCAAUUGCAUGGCAAAGUCACCGAAUUAGAGCUCCGCAAGUACUUUUCGCAAUUCGGCGAUGUGCUCAAAGUGUAUUUGCAACGUGAUAAAUAUGCAACAGGCACUGCGGAACCACCGAUUGGUGUGGUGCAUUUCGCGCACCCGCUGGCAGCAGCUAGGGCGUUGCAGCGUUUCUCGCAUGAAUUGCAAAAGAAGCGCUUCUUUGUGAAUGCAUGCGAGAGUUGGGAGCAACCGGAAGCGUAUAGAGGUGGCGUAGACUUCAACGCACGCAUUGCUGCGCUCAACCUAAAUGGUGAUCUUAUCGACUUCUAUACAACUAUGCGCACCAAUAUCUUGCAAUUGAAUGAUGAGUGCUUAGAAACCAUAUGCCUUUAUCUGCCAUUACGUGAUCAAAUACGCUUUUCGCGUGUAUGUCGGCGUUUUCGUGAUAUUUUUAAGCAUAUUUGCAAGUGCACAUCUAAAGUUUUCAACAUGAAUCAAUUAAUCGGCAUGACAUUAUGGGAUAUACGUGAAUUUUUUGAAAUGGCCGGCGCUAAUAUCGAAGAGUUGUUUGGUGCAGUGCCUUAUAAUUAUCAAGAUCGCAUAGACUUCAUAAGCGAGCUAAGUCCACGUGUGCGACGCGUCGACUUGAAUUGCAAUAAUGUGGAAUCCGCUAGUUUGUUGCGUUUUUUGGAACGUUUCCAUGCAGUCACUUAUGUGGAAUUGCACAAUUUUUCGCUGAACGACAACUCUUUGCUUGCCUUAAGAAAACUGCCCAAUUUGCGUGCGCUGAUACUCGAUCAGAGUUUCGAGUUGACAGGCAAAAAUCUGUGUAAAUUAUAUCAGCUGCACGAGCUUAGUCUUUUUGGUUGUGAAAAUCUGCAGACCAGCCAUUUCAUCGACAUCUGCAAGUGUUUAUUUAAUUUGCGUUCCCUAGACAUACGCCACUGCAAAAUGCUUACAUCGCGCGCUUACAGCGAAAUGGUGCGCAACUGUCGUCAAUUAGAGCAGCUAAAAAUAUCCUGUGAAAAAGAGGUAAACUACGAUUGUGUAGCGCAAUUGCACGCACUACGCAAACUUACGGUGCACUCUUUUGGCGCAGUGCGUGAAACGCUAUUCAUUGCGCUGGCAGCACACAAAACGCAGCAGCUGGAGAAACUCGAGAUAUCAGCAAGAAAUUGCAUCACACACGAACGUGCCAUUUACCUAUCAAGGUUGCAGCAAUUGCGCAGCCUAAUCUGCCCAAAUAAUGACAAUCUAACCGAUGAGUGUCUCUUCGAGUUCGCCGAACGCCUCAAAUAUUUGCAGGAACUUGACAUUAAAAAUUGUCGCGCCGUGACAAACAUCGGCGUUUUGGUGCUGUUGCGUCGUUGUCCACAGUUAAAACUUGUGAAUAUCGAGCAAUGUGAGGGUAUAACGGAUGAUUUCGUAUUCGAUGCCUGUGAUGUGCUGAAGCAGGGUGGCCGCACUUAUGCGGAGCCAGUGCUGUUUCGCGUAGCUGGCACCAGCGUGCACGAAAUCAUUGUGCAGGGUUUACCGCAGCUUGAAGUGGGCCAUUUGCUACAAUUCUCCUUCGUGGAAGAGAGUUCCUAGUGCCCAGCUGGCAUGUUUGCAGGCGUUUAAGCGUAUAACCAAAGAAUUAUGAAGGAAAUACGUGUGGUCUAACAUGUCAAAAAAAAAA
This is a messenger RNA of Bactrocera tryoni, 1863 nucleotides long. Its product is annotated as F-box/LRR-repeat protein 2-like. The transcript is spliced from 6 exons. Gene Ontology annotation, molecular function: protein binding; RNA binding. Gene Ontology annotation, biological process: SCF-dependent proteasomal ubiquitin-dependent protein catabolic process. The coding region runs from base 111 to 1775 and encodes 554 amino acids. The record is from RefSeq and is a predicted model, not a curated record. Gene Ontology annotation, cellular component: SCF ubiquitin ligase complex. Lineage: Eukaryota; Metazoa; Arthropoda; Insecta; Diptera; Tephritidae.